Molecule: messenger RNA, 1038 nt
Organism: Pleurotus ostreatus (oyster mushroom)
Lineage: Eukaryota; Fungi; Basidiomycota; Agaricomycetes; Agaricales; Pleurotaceae
Exons: 9
Coding region: 1-1038 (345 amino acids)
Biological process (GO): glycerol transmembrane transport; water transport
Cellular component (GO): plasma membrane
Molecular function (GO): glycerol channel activity; water channel activity
Source: RefSeq, a predicted model, not a curated record
AUGACAAGCAACCCAGCUAUCGUCUAUAGCGGCGACGUCUUGCCGCGCGGACGUCUCUUCGAGUCUUGGGAACGGACGAGGCAUUCUAAGCCGGUGCAUUGGUUUAUCGAAUGCUUUGCAGAGUCGAUGGGGGUGUUCCUUUAUACGUGGGCGGGUGCCGGAGCGACGGCGGCAUUUGUUACUGGAAAUAUAUUGGGGCUGGAGGGCGUUGGCUCGCUGCUGGGGAUCGGCUUUGGAUACGCAUUUGGCAUCUUACUGGCGUUGUCGAUAUGCAGUGCUACCUCGGGCGGCCACUUUAACCCAUGUAUUUCAAUUGCGCAGGUUGUGUUCCGCGGAUUUCCCCCAAUGAAGGCGGCGAGGUUUAUUGUGUUCCAAAUUUUGGGCGGCUACAUUGCGUGUUUGCUCGUCUACGCGCAAUGGAGGGAUUUGAUCCAUGCGGCAGAGGCAGCGCUCACCGCCGCGGGCAGGCUUGAGGCUGUGCAAUUUUCGUCCUCGGGUACGGGUGGGAUCCUGGCUUUAUACGCGCCGCCUGGUGCACAUCUGGGAUUGACGUGGGUCAACGAGUUUGUGACGGAUUUCGUCCUUGCUUUGGCGAUAUGGGCUUGCAUUGACCCAACGAAUGUCCUUGUACCUCCGCAAGCGGCGCCAUGGGUCAUCAGCUUCGCAUAUGCAAUGGCGAUUUGGGGAUUCUCACCUAUGGGUCUUGCCGCGAACGCUGCCAGAGAUCUUGGCGGUAGAUUUGCUGCAUUGUCGAUUUACGGUACCAAAGCCAGCGGCGGGUCGUACGCAGCCAUCGCGGCCCUCACCAGCAUACCAGCCACAUUGCUAGCAGUGCUGGUGUACGAGACGAUGUUCGCUGAUUCAGACCGAGUUCUUCCCCGAGCAACACUGGAGUACCUCGCUGUCCACAAGAAUCACCGCCGACACGGCGAUGCCCUUCAUGAAGUGGAGAACCACGCUGAUGCGGACCACAAAACUUCUUAUCCUGAAGCGUCAAAUAAACAUCAUAUUGAGACACAGGAGCAUACCCAGGUAUGA